GAAAGGAGACACUCAGGCAGCUCCAGGGUUUUCUAGAAGGGAGCCUCUGGGAUCUGCAGGCAUAUCCGGUGUCUAAGGUGGACUGAUGAGGUGGAUGCAGAGGCCCCCAUGGCUGUGAUAAGCCUGCUGUUCUUGGCAGUGAUGUAUGUUGUUCACCACCCCUUGCUGGUCAGUGACCGGAUGGACCUGGACACGCUAGCCAGAAGUCGGCAGCUGGAGAAGCGAAUGAGUGAAGAGAUGCGCCAAUUAGAGUUGGAGUUUGAGGAGCGGAAGCAAGCAGCUGAGCAGAGGCAGAAGGCAGAGAACUUGUGGAGAGGAGAAACAUCCGCUGAUCAGUUAAUGCUGGGGAAGACAGACACUGGGUGGACUGUCCAGGCUGAUGACCACAGCGGACCUUUGGGCUGGAUGCUGGGAAAUCUGUGGAAUGCUGGCCUCUUUUGCCUUUUUCUCCUUUUUGAGCUUGUGCGACAGAACAUACAGCAUGAGCCGGCAUUUGAUUCCAGCAGUGAUGAUGAAGAGGCAGAAGUCCGUGUUGUGCCUGUCACUUCCUGCAGCUGGUUUACUGACUUCCCUUCAGGGGUGGCCCUGGAUUCCUUUUACCAACACUACGUCUACAAUGCCAACCGCGACCUGCGCAGCACCUGUGAAUUUGUGGAGAGCUUUGUGGAUGACCUGAUCGAGGCCUGUCGGAUGCUCAGCCGCCGGGAGGCUCACCUGCAGUUGGAAGACUGCCUGGGCAUUGGAGCUGCCUUUGAGAAAUGGGGAACCUACCAGGAGACACAGAAGUUUGAUAUCCUGGUGCCCAUCGUCCCUCCUCAGGGCUUUAUAUUUGUCCUAGAGAUGAGGGACCCAGCUCUGGGCCGCCGCUGUGGCUGCGUGCUGGUGGAGUUGGAGUGCAUGUGUAAAUGUGAGAAGCUGCUGGGGGACGUCCUGUGCCUGGUGCACCACAACAGUGACCACCUGGCAGCCGCUGGGAAGUGGAACAGCUUCAUCAAGGGUUCCCUCUGCACUGGCUCGCACCUGGAUGUGUACAAGACUGUCCAGUGGUUCCGGAACUUGGUGGGCAAUGCCUGGGCCCUUGUGGCCCACAAGUAUGACUUUAAGCUCAGUUUACCACCAUCUGCCACCUCCUGUGAGCUCAGGCUAGACUACCGCUCAGGCCGCUUUCUCUCUGUCAGCUUGGUCUUGGGCGUGCAGCGAGAAGACACCUUGGUCUACCUGGUGAGUCAGGCCCCUGACCAGGAACAGCUCUCUAGUGUGAACUGGCCAGAGUCCUUUGCAGCCUGUGAGCACUUGUUCCUUAAGCUGAUAGGACGCUUUGCUCCGGAGAACACCUGUCACCUCAAAUGCCUCCAGAUAAUUCUAAGUCUACAGGAUCUUGAGAACUUACCCCAUGGGGCAUCUUGCCCUGUCCUCACUUCUUACCACUUCAAAACAGCCCUCAUGCACCUGUUGCUGAGGCUGCCCCUAACGGACUGGCAGCACAACAUGCUCUCUCAGCGGCUCCAAGACAUCCUUUGGUUCUUGGGCCGAGGCCUCCAGCAGAGGUCCCUCCAUCACUUCCUCAUUGGUAACACCUUCCUGCCCCUAACCAUCCCGAUCCCCAAGACAUUUCGGAAUGCUGAGCCUGUCAAUCUCUUCCAACACCUUGUGCUAAACCCUUCAGCACAUUCACAGGCAGUGGAAGAGUUUCACAACCUUCUGAACGAGGUGAAAAGUCUGCCUUCUGCUCCACUGGCUGAAGCAUAUUAAUGUAAAAACUAUUAAAAAAGGGGGGGAAGGUAUUUUUUUUAUUCCUCAGGCU
Molecule: messenger RNA, 1804 nt
Organism: Elephantulus edwardii (Cape elephant shrew)
Lineage: Eukaryota; Metazoa; Chordata; Mammalia; Macroscelidea; Macroscelididae
Gene: ITPRIPL1
Product: inositol 1,4,5-trisphosphate receptor interacting protein-like 1
Exons: 2
Coding region: 109-1752 (547 amino acids)
Cellular component (GO): membrane
Source: RefSeq, a predicted model, not a curated record